GGGAAGAGAGCAAGAGAUGAGUUUGUGAGGUCUCCGAUGAGGAUGCUCUGCUGAUGUGACGACCCCAUCAUCGGCCCCUCCAAACCGGUGUCCACGUUGAAAGAAAAUAGAAAAGAGAACCUUCCUUCUCUUCUUCCUCUUUCCCGAUGCCAUCUCUCUCUCUCUCUCUCUAAAGGUUGCCACCACUAGGGUUCUUUCUCCCUCGACUCCCAGGAAUGAUCAGUUCUUCGCUUUUCUACUGAAAAGGUACUAAAUGCACCUCUGCUUUCUCAGCUCUGAUGGAUCGCGUUCAACUUCUCUGUUUGAUCCUAGUUGCUUGUGGAUUUUACAGGAAAUGCUCCGCCUUGAGUUGGGUUCUUCUGGGUUAUAGAUAAAUUUCCUGUCUUUGAGCUUAGUUACUUGACGUGAUGAGAUAUGCCUAGUCAAGGGAAACAAGAUCAGAGCAACAAUUGUGCCAUGGAGGAUUCUACUAUGACUAUAGAGUUCCUCCGUGCACGCCUGUUGUCUGAAAGAUCUGUCUCCAAGUCUGCAAGAGCGAGAGCUGAUGAACUUGCACAAAGGGUUGCAGAACUUGAAGAACAGUUGAGAAUUGUCUCAGUUCAAAGAAUGAAGGCUGAAAAGGCAACGGUGAAUGUUCUUGCAAUUCUGGAGAGCAAUGGAUUGAGUGACGCUUCUGGGCCAUUUGAUUCAAGCUCUGACCAGGAUGAUGAAAGUGAAUUCGGCUUGGUUAAUGGGUCUUCUAAAGAAGUGCAAAGUUCUGUCAAUUCAAAAGCUAAAAACAGCGAGUCUGAUGAGCGCUCAGGUUCCGACGAGUUCAUCCCUUCUACUGCCAGAAGCUUGUCCUGGAAAAGUGGCAAGGAUGGAACGGGAUCUAUGAAAAGGUGCAAGGACCCAGCUCUGAGAAGUUCUAACACCUUUACUUCUGCUUCGUCUUCUUCAAGACGCCAACCAGGAAAAUCAUGCCGCCAAACACGACGUAAAGACACAAGAGCUGGUGACAUGGAAAAGGCCAUUGAACAGCAAGCACAACUCAUUGAAAGAUAUGAAGAGAUGGAAAAGGCUCAACGAGAAUGGGAAGAGAAGUUCAGAGAAACUUCCAGCAGUGCACCGGAUUCUUGUGACCCUGGGAACCGCUCAGAUGUUACUGAGGAAGCUCCAUAUGAGAUUAACGAACAUCCACCACAUGCUGCUAGGACUAUCGUGUCCACCAACCACGUGGAAAAAUCUGAAGCUGGAGAUUUUCCAAAAUUCCAUCCUAAUGGCAGUCUACAGCAGACUGUUAACAAGGAGCACCUGAAGGUGCAAAAAAAUAGCAUUGCACCUACUUCGGGAUCCCGCUGUCACGAUUUUGCCUGCUCUUCAAUAGAAAGUAAGCAUAAUGAAGCUCAGCUUGCAAACAUCCGGAGUUCACCCUCUAGUAGCUCCCAUGAGCAUCAACAGACACAUGGUACAAAUGAUGCUCCUGGCAGCCAAUUGAAUCUUGACUUCGAAUCCAAUAGAGCCAGUGAUAUCAACAAAGAGAGAGCUUCUCAAAGCCAAAGUGAAGUACACGCAUUGGUUCCACACAAAGCACCAAAGGAGUUGGGGAUUCUGGAGGCUCUUAAGAAAGCGAAGCAAUCACUACAACAGCAAAUUGACAACAUUCCAUCUGCUGUAAGUAGCAGUCCGGUUGGAACUUCUUAUGCUCUUUCUUCUCUUCGGACAACAGCACCUGUGGACAAUACACCUGAAAUACCUGGAAGAUAUCCUGGACUUUUCAGACUACCAACUGAUUUUCCAGCUCCGGGUAGAAGUGAAGGAAACAAAUUCUCUUCUCUUAAUACAAGAUUGAGUCUGGAUAGCGAACUCUUGGGUCCCAGUAGGGCCGACAUCCUCAGCUCCAGUGCCAGAUCAAGUUUUGAAAACCAUCAUUCUGGGAAAGAAUCAAAUAAUCCAGAAGCAGCAGUGAGUAAUCAACUUGUUGCUAUGCCGCAGUACUCAGACCCCAAGAUGAAUUUUCCUACAGACAACCAUUUGCUUACCAGCAAACAAUAUGGUGCUUCUAUCCAGAGGCAACGGAUCGAUCCAUCCAUAGACAUGGGUUUACCUUCAAGUAUAUACCCUGCAUUCCCAGUUAGUCCUGUGUAUGGUGAUCUGAUGUUCCGGAUGCCUCCUUCAGAAGGUUUCUCAACAUUUCCUGGAAGUAGAGCUGCUGAUGGGAUUCUCACAUCCCCAACAGCCGGUCCUGGGUAUGGCGAUUUGAUGUUGCGGAUGACUCCUUCCGAAGGCUUCUCGACAAUUCCUUCAGGUAGAAGAACAACAGAUGGGAUUCCACCUUCCGCCGACCGUUUCUCAUUUUCCAGUCCCUACUCUCCAGAUAUGUACAGAUGAUGGAAUUCUUUGUUUGCCAUUGAGUUUAGCAGUGUGUGGGCUGUGCAUGACUGGUGAACAAGAACUUGUUUGUAUUCGUGUACGCUAUACGGCUGUAGUUAGACAUACUUGUCUGGUGAGCUCUAGAGGCUCCAACUGUUGUACCUUAAACUGAGUGUAGAAGAGAAAAACACGAUACCAGGUUUUGUAUUCAGGAAACUAAAGGGAUUGUCCCAACCAAGUCACACGAUGAUUUUGAUUUAUCUGUUUUAGGCUUGAUGAUGUGCUAUAGCCAAUAAACAGUCUGAUCCUUUGUACAGUGCUUCCAUUGGCAGUGUUAGUGUACCUGCAAUAACAUCAUCUGUGGUGAACUCUUUACGCAGAAUGAGAAAUUGUGCCAAAAUCCAUCGUGAAAUUCUUUGAACUCUUCCCACCACUGUUUCUUUAUCUUA
Linum tenue is the source of this 2801-nucleotide messenger RNA. Lineage: Eukaryota; Viridiplantae; Streptophyta; Magnoliopsida; Malpighiales; Linaceae. The record is from the annotation of a GenBank genome assembly.